AGGACCAAAACACGCAUUUUGAUGUUUUAACAAGUAAAUAACAAAUAUUUAUCUUAGAAAUGGAAAGUGGCUGAGAGAGCAUUUUAAUGCAGUGCAAUGUCAUAUGAGAACUCUAAAUUAUUGCAAAAUCAAUGCACCAUUUUCCGACCACUUGUUAGAAUCUACGAUGCUUUCUGUGCAUGAUGGGAAUGGUAAUGUUUAUUCUUAUUCAAGGAUUAUAUUGUUUUCUAUAGCAGAGAAAAGCCAGAAAGAUGAGCACUGUGUGGUAUCUGGAACACAUUACUACGGGCAACCGUAUAAUCCUGCACAACGGUACCAACUUGGUGGGUCGCCACUCAAACUGCAGAAUAGUUUUGGGUGCAAACUAUCAAUAUGUGUCCCGUGAGCACGCGGAGAUCAUAGUCAGUGAUAUGGGCGUAGUGGUGAAAGCACUGCACACCUUGAAUGGUGUAUUUAUCAAUGAGGGUAAAAUAUAUGGCAAGGUUAACAGUAUAACCGUCGCAGAGGGCUCCGUCAUUGGUCUGGGUCUUCCUGCGUCAGCAGUCGAAAAAGUUACAAGCAUUCAUGCAAUUUUCUAUCUGAAAAAAUUGAAGCCCACGGUCCCUGAGAUCAUCCUGUCAUCCGAUGAUGACGAUACAACCCCACUGCCCGCCAUACGAUGUCCGAAUGUUCAUCAACCCACAGAAUUUAAUCUCAGACAGCAAUUACCAAAUACUUCCAUGAAUGACGCAGAGAAGGAGCAGCCUUCGAGUUCCGGCUUACACUUACCGAAAAUAAACGAUGUAAAACAGGAGUUUGUAAAGCAAACAACGGAGGAGAUAACAAACAUCUUUGGAGAGGCUAACGAUGCCAUUCUAGACUCUGUGCUUGCAUUAAACCCUUAUCUGUACAACCAGCUAAGCAACAAAGCUUCGAGCAGUGCAAUUACUAAAUUAAAAAUUCAAGACGGCGAUUGUAUUGAACUGGAUACUGAUGAAGAUAAGAGACAGGUGCCAGGGCCGCAGGAAGUAGUCAACGAAGAUGAUUACGACGAGAGUUACGCCAUGUCUCAAGCAGUACUGAAGGAAAUGAAAGCCGAAAUGGACUUUAGCGAUGGCGAAGAGGACUUCCUUAAGUCCACUGCCAUGGAUGAUAUGGCUCGAGAUUCUCCAACGUCGGAAACAUACGUCUACAUCAGCGACUCCUCUGACGAUGAGUUGUACGACAAGGUCGCCGACUGGUCCAAGCGGCUCAGCCAAAAAGUAGUUCCAGACACUAUACAAAUGUCACAAACCUACCCAAUGGUUGAUGACAAUGACUCAGAUCUGGAGAUGAGAACAAAACAACCGACAAGGGCACUACGUAUAUCGUCCUCUAGUGAAGAUGAAAUCUCCGCCGAAGUUAUUGGCACCAAAAAGACUUUUAAUGAUCAUGUUGUGCGUCGAGCCGACAGCACGACGUCGGAUCCUCUCCCUGUUCAAGAAUCCUUGGUACGAAGUAAGAACAAUGAACCGACAGACAAUGUAAGCUCGACUGCAGACAUUAACAAUAUGUCAGGGGCCAACAAGGAUAGUGACGCAAUUAACUCUAAACCCAAAUCUUGCUUAAAAACUUCGAAGAAGGCACUAGUAGAUUAUAAGGACAAACACGCUGAAACCCAAGAGGGCAAAAUACAACAGCGUCGGAAGGCAACUUGCCCAGAUGAAUCGAAGGUCAUCAGUCCUCAAAAGGAAGAGCUCCCAUUCAGUAAGCGAUUCAAGUCAACAACUUCUCUGGAUGAGUUGUUAAAUUCCAGUUUAAAGUCACUCACUUCCAAUGUAAUCGACAAAGUGGAGCCACCCAAAAAACUGUUUCGCAGCCGUUCAAAAUCAUGCUAUAUGGACCGACCAGUAAAAUUAGAUGAACUGCAAGCGGAAAAAGAUAAAAAAGCUGAGAAUCAAAAUGAAUGGACAGAUAACAGCCGUCUGGAAUUGGUAGUAACACUGGAGGCUCCAACAACAAAGGAAACCAAAUCCAACAAUACAAAAGGUGCAUCGAUAUGCGGCAGACGCAAGACAAUACAAAGUCGAGAAGAGUUUCAAGCGUUAACGACUGAAGUUAAGGAAACUAAAAAGGCUUCUCCGACCAAGCAAGUCAAUGCUGUUCCCUCUACAGCUUCAAGUCCAUUAAAACGAAGUCCGCGCCUACUGAAUCGUUCAAAAUCAUGCUGUAGUGACCGUCCUGAGACUUUGGCAACUUAUAAUCCUAACAAUAAGACGGAUACCGAUACUUCUAGUAAAAUUCAGAAGUCUGAUGAGCUGAGUCUGCGAGGCAAACCUACAAUAAUUGAGGCACCGUCCUUGCCUAUGAAUCGCGGCAAGCUGCGAGGAGUUUCGGCAGAGAUUAAACGUAAGGAAAAUGUGAUAGAACGACAGCGUUCCAUUGACUAUCACGCCAAUAUGAACGCCAAGUGGAAGCAAAAACCUAAAGACAAGAAAAAAGAAAAUGAAAAAAUAAAAGAAAAUCGCCGGGACGCUCUCAAGAAGCUAAGUGAGAAACCUAAGGAACUGGAGAAAGGCUCAAAGACCAAUAAAAGAAAGAUCGCCACAAGCGUGCCAACUGUCCACAACUCGAAUCGCGGGGAAUUCCUUACCAAAGGUGUGAGUGGUCCUAUCGCCAAAGUGGCGAGGAAAGAUAACAUUAAACCAUCGCCUAAAGCCCCACAACGGCGCCACAGUAUUGAGACAUUCUCACAGCAGCUUCAGGCUGCCGAUGAAGCCGUCCUUAAUCCACAGCCGCAAUGCUCUCGCCCAGUGGAACGUAAAGCGGCUGAGAGGGCUAGAAAUCAACGUACCUGUAACAAGGUUACCUUUGCAGAAAUGGAACGUUACAAUAAGAAAAACGAAGAUUUGAAAAAACUUCACAAAAAGUUAAGAAAAGUACAUUUUAACGAUAAUAUCAUAAUACACGAGAUUGAAAAGGUAAAGGGGGCCACGUCACAAGUGCACGGGCGUAAGGAGUGCAUAAAGCUCUUCCUCAGCUCAUACCGCGAACGCCGAGAAUGGAUUCGGAAGGGAAACAGACCGGUGAAUGACAUACGCCAGCACUCGCGGAGCAUCCUAAAAUGGGCAAACCAGUGGCUAAAGCUCGGAAGCGUAGAUGCGGUGGCCGAUCAAGACGUCCUACUACCGAUACCGCAUGAAUUUGAAAGUUUCAAGAACUACAGGGAGACAUUUGUACCGUUAAUGAAGCUAGAGUUGCUCACUACCAUUGAAAAUGACUACAAAAUGAACAACGAACACACUUUUCCUGUAGAAUUAAAAGAAGUCAAAAUACAGGAUAACUGCUACCGUUUGAUUACCAGAGUCAGUAGCAGACCCCAUGGCAAAUUUGUACUCUACACCCUUUCCAGUGGUAGCCAACUGCUCGAGACCUUUGCGUAUCUUAUUGACAUUAAGUGUGUCGGAGGCAAAGUCUUCGAAUUAACAUUUGAGAUUUUGAUGCAGGAUAGAUCCGAAGAAAGUAUUAAUAGAGUGAAUCAGUUGAAAGCACGUCCAGUCGUGGACAGCGUCAGGGUGGAAUUGGGAGCUUUAAGUGCCGUUCAUCAGCUCUCUACCUCUCCGCUCUGUCGUCGAAUCAUGAAACCCACGCAAACAGUGAAUGAGGUUUCACUGCCAAAGCAGCCGUUCACCUUUAAAGGUUUUAGCAAACUAAAUGAAAAUCAGGAGAACAUUUGCCUUCGCACCUAUCAGAGAAUUAUUGAUGACUUACAACCAAGUCUCACAUUGAUCCAGGGACCUCCUGGAACUGGAAAGUCGAAGCUUAUUUCAGAAAUUUGUCUUCAAACUCUGUAUGGAAAUGCUGCUAAGAAACUAGAUCGCAAGAUCUUGAUAUGUGCUCAUUCCAACACGGCUGUAGAUCAUAUUGUUGGUAUAUUGGGUGGAAUAUUACGUGUGAUGAGCCGUGACCGCUUUCAUCUUCUGCGAUAUGGGAUGCACGAAAAGAUGACCCAGUACUCGCGACCUUUUUCGCUAGAGGCGCAUUUCCAGAAUGCCAAAACUAAAAAGUUACAACGCCUUAGCCCUGAGAACGCUGAAAUCCUGAAGAAGCAACAUAUCGAUCUGAAGGUGGAAAUCCAUCAGUUGAAGCAGAAGGUCAAUCUCACGAGCACAUACCUGCAGCAGCAGUUGCACCAGAAGGAAAGACAGCUUCAGUUGAUAAGCGAACAGCUGGAUCCGCCUCUGACACAGAGGGAGGAAUAUGAAAUUUCACACAUGUGCUUGGCCCAGGCCAACAUCAUCUGCACAACGCUCUCAUCGUGUGUAAAACUGGCCAACUACGUGGAUUUCUUCGACAUCUGCAUCAUCGACGAGGCCACCCAGUGCACGGAACCCUGGACUUUACUACCCAUGAGAUUUGGUCUGACACAUCUAGUACUGGUUGGCGACACUCAACAACUUCCGGCUGUUGUCCUGUCAAAAAGAGCCACAGAUUUUGGUCUGUCCAAUUCCAUGUUCCAUCGCAUUCAGCGUAGCCUUCAGAAGCAGUUGGACAUGCCGGGAGGCAAUCAGUUUGUGCAUACGAAAAUUUUUAAGCUAAGCAUGCAAUACCGCAUGCACCCGGAGAUUUGUCGCUGGCCCAAUAAGUACUUCUACGAGGAUCACUUGAUAAAUGCUGAGUGUACAGGCCGUUUGUCCACGCCUUUCAUUCCAUACUGCGUGAUCAAUUUGAAAUACACUCAAGACAACAACGGUGGUCCAAAUAAGAGCAUCAGCAAUGACGAGGAGGCCCGCUUUGUGGCCAGACUUCUGACAGAAAUGGACAAACACAUGCCCAGCAAGCGGUAUAGCUACGGGCUGAUCUCGCCCUACCAAAGACAAUGUUACACUCUAGCGCAGGUUAUUCCCAAACACAUGAAUAUCACUCCAUUGACUGUAGACUCGUUUCAAGGACUGGAAACGGAUGUGAUAAUAAUUUCUAAUGCCAGGACACGUGGUUGCGGCUUCCUCACCAACUAUCAGCGACUCAAUGUAGCGCUGACAAGGCCAAGACGUUGUUUAGUAAUAUGUGGAAAUUUUGAUGAUUUGAGGUCUGUGGACAUGUGGCGUCAAUUACUGGAAGAUGCCCGCAACCGAAAUGUUUACUUCGAUUUGGAGCGCCACCUUAUGGAAGACCUACAGCGAAACCUACUCCCGAAGAUGAUGGUAAAACCUAUCAACCUAGAUUAGGUGAAAAUUACUCACUCGUCAAAAUACAAAUGAUGUGAUUAAGGUGGAUUCUUAUCCCAAGUAUCCCAAGGGCCACGGAAGAAAAGCGCUUCCUUAUUAGUUAUUGAACUACAUAUUUUUUUUGUUUUUCACUUUUUCAUAUAUUUAACAUAGAGACGUAAGAUUUUAAGUUGAAAUCUUUGUACACUUGGUUCAUUAAAACACCAUCGAUUUGCA
Molecule: messenger RNA, 5402 nt
Organism: Drosophila eugracilis
Lineage: Eukaryota; Metazoa; Arthropoda; Insecta; Diptera; Drosophilidae
Gene: Setx
Product: probable helicase senataxin
Exons: 7
Coding region: 252-5186 (1644 amino acids)
Biological process (GO): termination of RNA polymerase II transcription
Cellular component (GO): nuclear body
Molecular function (GO): helicase activity; protein binding; transcription termination site sequence-specific DNA binding
Source: RefSeq, a predicted model, not a curated record